Molecule: messenger RNA, 5275 nt
Organism: Diuraphis noxia (Russian wheat aphid)
Lineage: Eukaryota; Metazoa; Arthropoda; Insecta; Hemiptera; Aphididae
Product: NFX1-type zinc finger-containing protein 1-like
Biological process (GO): regulatory ncRNA-mediated heterochromatin formation
Cellular component (GO): nucleus; nuclear RNA-directed RNA polymerase complex
Molecular function (GO): zinc ion binding; helicase activity
Source: RefSeq, a predicted model, not a curated record
GUCCAAUGGAAUGGUGGUAAAACGCUGAGCGCUGGAAUUUCGUCACUGGAGGGGAUUAUGACAGACGAAACCACGAAAGACAAAACGUCCUCACUUCCUCAGUCCGAUUCCAUUGUCGCUGGUGUUGGCUGUAUUACGGAACAAUAAUAUCAGCAGCACUGCAGCUACAGCAGUUGCCAGUGGCCAGUCAGCAAUAAUUAAUAUUUUUCUGUGCUAUAAUAUAGUCUAUAUACAAUAUACAUAGUGUCACAGUGUAGGCAUAGUGCCAUAGUGUAUAAAGUGUAUUAUAACAGUAUAGCGUCUACAGCUAUGACGAUCGGUCGAUGAUUCCAACGGUUAUAUUAAUGACAUUAUUUUCUCAUCAGUCGCCCAGCGUUGCAUUUUUAUAUAAUAUUAGUGAUUCACGUAAUUGCACACCUACCUAUAGACACCAACAAUCUUCGAUCAAGUAGGAUACAAAUUUGACCACAUGAUCAGCCAAAGAUUGAAGUCAUAAUGCACAAUAAUAGAAAUAUAAACCAGGAUGACCAAGGUCAAAAUAACCAGCAUAGAAAAUUCAGAACAAAUCCAUCAGCAAAUGCAGAAAAUGACCAAUUUGAUUUUAAGUUGGCCAAACAGAAUGAACGGUCACAGUCCAGUAGUUCUAAUACAAAGGAACAAUGGAGAAAACAACAAAAAUCAACAAAUAGACAAGAACGAUGGGGAAAAAAUCAAAAUUUUGGAAGUAGACAAGAGCAAUGGAAAUCAAAACAGAAUUCAGAAAAUAGACAAGAACAAUUGAAUUUGAAAAAAACCACUGAACACAGACAAAAUAGAAGGGAAGGAAAAAACUAUGAGCAAAAUGAAUAUUCUGAUAAUGAUACAAACAAAAAUAAAAAUAUAAAUAAGUAUAGUUUUGGAUUUAAACGCCUUGAAGAAUUAUGUAGUAAGGAUCCAUCUGAAAUUGUAUUUGUGAUGUCAAAUAAAGUUAAUGGAUUUAUGGAAUUAUUCAAACAAAAUAAAGAACCAGAUUGGAUUUUUUUGCUUAUGAAAGUAUCAGCUAAGAUUUGUUCAACUGAAUUAAUACAAAGUAAACAUUUCUUACUUACAGAACUUAUAUGUAAUCAAUUUUUUGAUCACCUAAAGACAUAUAUAUUAAGUACACCAACAGAAAAAAACUUAAAUAGAUGCAACAAUAUGAAUAUAUUUUAUGAAGAUUGUUUAGUUGUGUUUCAGUCUAUAAMUACAUUAUUUCCAAAAACAGCAGAAGAAAAAUUAAAGGAAAUAAUAGUUAGUAGUAAUAUUGCCUUAAAUGGUAUUAAAAGUUAUUGUAAUCAUAUUAAGAUUAAUGAUACUACAAUAGUUAAAAUGAAUGAAUUGCUAGAAAAACUCAAUGAUAUUGUUUUAACAGAAGAGUUGAAAUUGAAAGAAAAAUUAGUUAUUGAAAAUAUUGCCCAGCUGAUGGAUCCACCUGAAGAUUUUAGAGAACUAACUGUAUAUCCAACUGCAAUUGAUUUCGAAUAUGGAGAACGAUUUUUGAGACCUAAUAUCUCCAAAGGAGCUUAUCAGAAUGUAGAACACUAUUUAGAUGUUCAAUUUCGACUUUUACGUGAAGAUUUUAUUGCUCCACUACGAGAAGGGAUACAAUUUUAUAAAGACACAAUAAAUGAUGAACGCCAUCAACGUCGAAAAAAAAUAAAUAAUAUCCGCAUUUACCGUGACAUUGWAUUUGAAAAAAAAGGUGAAUUUGUUCGUGAUAAAUAUGGUUACCUGGUAAACUUUGACAAAAAAAAUAGAUUAAGAAUCAACUGGGAAAUGGCAAAACGAUUUAUGUAUGGUUCUUUAUUACUAUUUUCUGAAAAUGAUUUUAAAACUUUUUUUUUGGGUAUUGUUUUGGAGCGAAAAAUUGAACUUUUGAAACAAAGUAAAAUAAUUGUGGAACUAUUAGAUGAUGCAAAACCUCUAUUUAAUACACCUCUGACCAUGGUAGAAAGUGAAGUAUUUUUUGAACCAUAUAAAUGUUCAAUGGAAGUUCUCAAAAAUAUUAACUGUCAUAAUUUCCCUAUGGAAAAGUAUAUAAUAUCAGCUUGUUCUGUGGUAGACUAUCCAUAUUAUAUUGAUAUGUUACCUGAACUCCCUUACUAUAAAAUUGAUGAUUUAUCCAAAUUCCAUGUUCUGAGUCAAAAUAAUUGGCCUACUAAAGAACAGCUAGGACUAGAUGAAAUGCAAUUCGGAGCAUUUAGGGCAGCAUUAACUCAAGAAUUUACAGUUAUUCAAGGGCCACCUGGUACAGGAAAAACAUUCAUUGGUUUGAAAAUUAUGAAAACAAUUAUAAGUAAUUUAUAUGAGAGGCGAUUUCUCACCAAACCAAUUUUAGUUGUUUGUUAUACAAAUCAUGCUUUAGACCAAUUUAUGGAAGGAAUAUUGAGUUUUACCAAUAAAGUUAUUAGAAUUGGAGGUCAAUCAAAGUCAAAAAUAAUAGAAGAAUACAGUUUAAGAAAUAUAUCUCGUAUGUACAGAAGAUCCAUUACAACCAAUAGAGGUCUUCAAAAUAUUGGGGACCAAGUCAAAACUACUAUGGAGGAUAUAAAAUAUUUUAAGAAAUGUAGUGAAGUUGUAUCAUACAAUGCAGGAAUAUUAGAGUUAUCAUUAUUGAAAAAUGGAAUGCCUAAACAAUACCAUAAUGUUUUUAAAACUACUUUAGACCUUCUAUCUUGGUUAUUUCAAGAUUUUGAUUAUUUUAGUGUARACCCAAUCGGGUUUAUAACUGGAAUUAGCAAUGAAUUGAUUAAUAGGGUUUAUCAUUCAGAACAAUUGUUAGACAUACCAAAAGGAUUGGUUAUAGAUGAUGAUGAAGAAAAGCGAUAUGAACCAGAUUACUUAGAUUUUGAACAUCAUCAUAAUAAAGAUAUUGUAAUUUAUAGUAUAACAUUAGACGACCUAAAAAAUGCUUGCAAAAGUAAUGAAAAGGGGAAUGUAGGAUUUUUGAAAACUGAGAACAGAAUAUGUGUUGCAUUGUCAAGAGCUAAAUAUGGACUUUACAUAAUGGGUAAUAUGGACAAUUUGUACAAUUCUGGUAAUUUGUGGAAACAAAUAWAAGAAACAUUAAUARAUCAGGGUUCAUAUGGAGAUGAAUUGACUUUGGAAUGUGCCAUUCAUUCUGGUAUUACAACAAAGGUUGCAAAAAGUGAAGAUUUCAAUAUUAUUAUGGRASGKGGUUGUUCAAUGUUAUGUAAAUCAUUACUAUUAUGUGGUCAUUAUUGUUCAAGUAUAUGUCAUUCUUAUGACCGUGAGCAUUUAGAAUUGAAAUGCAUGGAGCCAUGUGACAAGUUCUGUGAUUAUAAUCAUCCUUGUAAGAAAACAUGUUAUAUGGAUUGUGGUGAUUGUCUUGUGCUAAUGAACAGAGAGUUACCUUGUGGCCACGAAUUGACGUUACAAUGUUUUGUUGAUAUUAUUACUUAUCUGUGUGAAGAAAUGGUAGAAGCUGUCCUAGAUAUAUGUKGUCAUACAGUUUUAAAAAAAUGUCAUGACAAAAAUCCCAUCUGUUCAUAUAAAUGCAUAGAUCGUUUAGAUUGUGGACAUGCUUGCGAUAGAAAUUGUCACAAGAAUGAUGAUCCAGAACAUGAGAACUAUAAAUGCAUAAAACCUUGUGAAAAUAUAAACAAAAUGUGCUCUCUAAGUCACAAAUGUCAAAAAAUGUGUUAUGAAGACUGCUCAUUGUGUACUGUUAAAGUUAAGAAAGUUCUGCCCUGUGGGCAUUCAAAGAAUAAUGUGCCUUGUGGAUUAAAUAUUGAUGAGAUUAAAUGUAUUCUUCCAUGUGACCGUCAAUUAACGUGCCUCCAUAUGUGUCAAUCUAAAUGCUUUGAAAAAUGUAGACCUUGUGAAAAUCAAGUAAAAAAAGUUAUACCGGAAUGCGGACAUUCAAUCACAUUGAAGUGUAAAACUUUGCCUGAACGUAAGCUUUGCACUGAAAUAUGUAACAGAAUUUUAGAUUGUGGGCACAUGUGUAAGAAUUUAUGUGCAGAAGAAUGUAGCACUAAAGAUUGUGAGGAAAUAGUAUUGCAAAAAAAUAGUAAACUCGCUUGUGGGCAUAACAGUGUUUGGGUUUUAUGUUGUGAUAAAGAUAAAGAGUUCAGAAUGGACAGCCAAUAUCUUCUUGAUAAAUGCCGUGAACCAUGUUUACAAAAAUUAUUUGUUUACUUAGAAGAUUGUGGACACACUGUAGAAUCUGAAGCUUUAACAAAAUGGAUGAACCAAAAUGAUGAAGAAAUAUGUUUAAAACAGUGUCCGUUAUGUAAAACACCAAUUUUAAAAACCCAACGUUUCAUGAACCAAGUGAAAGUUAUAUUAGAAGACAUAUCUAAUAUAAAAAUAAAACAGUAUGGAGAACUAUCUGUAAUCCGUGGCAACAUGAAAACAAUGAUGAAUUCACUAAAAUCCUUAGAUAAUAAUUUUGUUUCAAAUUAUUUUUGUGAUACAAAUCAUAGAUAUCAUAGAAUCAAACACUUAUGGAAUUUAUUUUGCAAGCCUUUAUUAAGAUCUUUGAGUAAUAAACGUUCAAAGUUCACUUUACCUGCCAAGGACAUUGAAUCAUUAAAUUUUGUCAUUGAUUUGUUUAAAUCUAUUUCAAAGUAUAAAAAUAGAAUUCAAAAAAUCAAAGAUGGACAAAGAAAAGAAUCAAUUAUUAAUCACUUUGAGUGGAUUCUUUCUGUUGCAUUCACUUAUGCGCGCCAGUUGUCAAAUCAGCAAAAAUUUGAUAUUAACAUGGAGAUGGCACGAGGCGCAAGGAUUAUGAGUUUAUUUGAGAUGAUGUCUGACACAAAAUUUCAGAUGGUACAAAAUGAUAUGUACAAUUCUCAUGCAGCAGAGUUAAAAGACUUAGUAGGCAAUAUGGAAGCUCUAAUAAUGUCUUGUAAAAUAUACACAGUUGACAGAGACACAGAAAUACAAAUGUUGACUGAGUUAAUUGAUGCGAAAUUUGAUGGGCUUACAAUUAUAACUGAUAAAGAGAGACAAAUGAUUCAUGCCGCUAUGUCAACCAGUUUUUCAGGAGGCAUCCAAGCUCAAGGGCAUUGGUGCAAAUGUGCGAAUGGCCAUAUUUAUUGUGUUACAGAAUGUGGAGGGCCAAUGCAGAAAUCGGUUUGUCCUGAAUGUAAAGUGGAAAUUGGCGGACAGAGUCACAGACAUGUUUCAGGAAUUACUGUAGCAUCAGAAAUGGAUGGUGCUAGAAAUCUUAUGUAUCAAUGACAAUAAUAAAUUAAUAAGAAUACCUAUUUACUCAAAAAAUACUUUUUUA